CUUUGUUACUUCGAGAACCAUGCAUUUCAGUUUAUUCUGAUUUUAUUGAUCUUAUAUUUUUCAGAGCAUAAAAUGAAGGGAACAGGAAAAAUGAAAAGUGUUAAGGAAAGUGAACAGAAGGCUUGGAUGGCAACUAGCACAAGGACUGAAAUGAGUUCAAAAACAAUGGAGUACUCAUCUGCUUAUGAAAGUAUAUCUGAAAUAGAAGAAACCUUAGUGGCAUUUAGCAGUAUUGAUCCCAGCCUGGGUGUCAUUAAAGAUAUGCCAAAUGUUGAUACAAAACGCAUAAAAGAAUUAACUCAAAAAUGGAAGGACUUGUCCCAAUUCUCUCAAAACAUGCCUUUAGAAACAUACAUACAAAAAGAUCCAGGUCCAUGUGUUCUGGUUGCAGGUGGCAUAAAUCCCUCAUAUCCUACCGAAUAUUUGAAUGCUGCUGCUAUGUUUGUGUUUAAUCUACUGAAAAAUAAGUGGCAGUAUUUUGGAAUCAUGAUGGAACCUCGCAAUUAUCAUGCUACUUGCUUUUUUCAAGGAAAACUCUUUAUAAUUGGAGGCUACAAUCCCUUGGAGUGUGUUGAUGGCAAGAUGCAGGCUACAGUUAGUACUUUUCAAAUGGAUAUUUCAACUAAGCGUUGGAGAAGAAGAGCUGACAUGCACAUUCCUCGUGCUCAUCAUGGAAUAAUUGUUAUGGAUGAGAAAAUAUUUGUUUUUGGUGGUAGAGACAGUGUGGGCAACAUUCUAGCUUCAGUAGAGAUGUAUGAACCAGAACAAGACAGUUGGAGUCUCCUCCCUCCUAUUCCUGAACCUGUAAUGGGAGCUGCAAUAGCUAGUAAUGAGGGGCUGAUAUAUGUUAUAGGAGGCGUGACUACAUCUAAGAAGGAUCAAUGUAAAAUAAUGCUUUCAAGCAAAAUAUUGUGUUUCAAACCAUUUCAUCACAGUUCUGGUAGAUGGUAUAGAAAAUCUUCACUUCCUUCUCCUCGUGCUUUCUGCCAAGCUGUUACUUUAAAUCAAAAAAUUUGGUUGUGGGGUGGAGCCAUGAUUUCAACAGAAGAAACGCUAAUCAGUAUCAGCACUAUAGAUGCCUUUGAACUUAAAGGAUGUAAACUGAACCAUUGUUUAAAUUUACCAGUUCCAAAACAUUCAGCAUCUGUGGCUAAAAUUGAUGUUUGUUUGCUAAAGGGAGCUUAUCAUAAGGAAACAAGAUUUAAAAAUUUCAUAAAAUUCAAGGCCUUGGAGGCCAAGUCAACUGAAAAGGAAGCUUUGAUGAAGGUCAAAAUUGUAAAUGAAGAUGUGUUACUUGCAGAAACAAUAUGGUGUUUAAAGGUGGCUGCUAGCAAUUAUAGCUUUUGCUCUUGUGAUGGUAUAUCUGACAUGUUCAAAGCUAUGUUUGAUUGUCCAGCUGCAUCAGGAUUCCACUUGGCAAGGACGAAGGUAUCAUACAUGUUAUCAGAUGAGAUAGGCCCUUAUUUUACUGAAGCAUUGGUUGCUUAUGUAAAUUAUUCCAAGACUCCAUUCACACUUCAUUUUGAUGAAGCAACAACAGCUCAAGGGAAGAAACAACUUGACUUGCACAUCAGAUACUGGUCACCAUUUAAGGAUGAAGUCCGAGUUUGUUUCUGUAAAUGCUUGAUGUUUGGUCAUGCCAAAGGAAAAAAUGUAGCCCAGGCUAUCUUUAAGUCUCUCAGUGACAAUAAACUGAAUGGAAAUCUUCUUGUGGCACUGUGUAAUGAUGGACCAAAUGUCAAUAAAACAAUCUGGAAAACAAUGAGCUCUUCUCUUCUAGAAAGUGGCCAUCAUGGUCUGGUAGACAUUGGUUUCUACUAUAUUCACACUGUACACAGUGCAUUUGGACAGGCAAAGGAAACUCUUUCACAAGACAUUCAUGAAUUGGCCAUUGACCUGUUUAUCUUCUUUAAGCAGUCUGCAGAAAGGAAGGAGGAUUACAACAAUGUGCGAGUUGAUAUUGGUGUUGAAGAGUACAUGUUUCAACGGUGUGUGUCAUCUAGGUGGCUUAUUUUGUCACCUGUUGUAGAUAGAAUUCUUGAACAAUGGGAGGCCAUUGAUAAGUACAUAAAAAAGAAAGAGAAAAGAUCAAAUGCCCCCAAACGUGCAGCUUUGAGGAGGAUCUUGAAGCUGAAAAGUCUGGAAACCCUGACUUUGCUUUACUUCAUCCAGGCAGUGGCUCCACUCUUCCACUCAUUCCUGGAGCUUUUCCAAUCAGAAACUCCACAGAUUCACAUUCUGUAUGAUAAACUCAGUGAACUGGUUAGGAGACCUAUGUUGUGGUAUGUAAAGCCAGAGGUAGGUGGAACAAAGGAAGGCAGUGAUUUGUGUGAGGUCAAGCAUUCAGAUGUUAAGAACCAGAUGGAUGAUGAACAUGUGAUUGUUGGUGAACCAACUAGAAAAGCCAUGGAAAAGCUGUCCAGCAGUGAAAAAGAAGCAAAGGAUUCAUUAAGUGUGGGUGAGAAGCUUUUAAAUGAAGGAAAUGACAAAUUGGUUAAGGCUAUCAAGGAAAAAGAUUUUGCUACUGCUAGUGUAGCUCAUACAAUGAUCAAGGCAGGUCAGAAGAAAUGCAAAGAGACCUCAAAAGUUCUUAAAUCAACAAUGGAAUCAAGGCAAACCCUGGUGAUGAAAAGAAAUGAUUAUGAUACUCUGCAAAAUGCUGCUAGGAAAAUUCAGUCAUUUUACCGUCAAAAUCAUUUUAAAAAAAUCACGAAGAAAACCAAGAUGAAUACAAUUGUUGCUUUACAAAAAAUGGAUAGAAUUGACAAUAGAAUCAAUAAAUACCUUACUGAAUACAGACUGUGCAGCCCUCAAAAAGAAGAAAAAGAAGAGUUGAAAGAAUUUUCUGCUCUAAAUAUUAAGGGUUGGCCACCAGAUCCAGACACAACAAAAUCUGUAUUCAAAACUGUUAUUGAUCAAAUAUAUGAACCUUCAGAAGAGAUUGGUUUUCGACAUUACGUCACUUUACCUCUCCAGAUGGAUCCUAACCUUGGAAUAGUUGUAGAAUUGAAAGAAGAUUUCCAACAUGCAAAAAGAGUACUUGGACUACGUGUAGUUGAGCAGGUUCCUCCAUAUGCUUACCGCUUCCAGCCAACAGGUGACAUCCAGGAUAACACCAUUCCUGUUUUACUUGUGUUUGGUGGUAUUAAUCCUCGAGAUCCAAUGAAUACUAUUAAUGGAAGAUGUAUUCUCCAAUACCACCCUCUUAAGGACCGAUGGGAGUUCUUUGGAUUUAUGCCUUAUUCUAGAAAUUAUCAUGCUUCAGUGCUUUAUCAGGAUACUGUCUAUGUAACAGGAGGUUAUGAUCCAGAUAAUCUGUGUUGUGGUGAAAUGGUAGCUACUAAAACAACAUUUGCCUUCAACAUCAAAACACAUGAGUGGACAAGGAAAGCUGAUAUGCUGUGUGCUCGAGCACACCAUGGACUAGUGGUUAUUAAAGACAAACUUUAUGCUGUUGGAGGUAGAGACAGAAAUGGAAGGGUAGUAGCAUCAAUGGAAUCAUACAACCCUAACAUUAAUGCUUGGGAGGUAGAAAGACCAAUGGGUUCUGUAAGGAUGGGAAUGGCUGUUGUAAAUCACAAUGAUGUUUUGUGGGUUCUGGGAGGUAUGAGUUCUCUUCCUUCAAAACAAAAAACUCCUCCAGUGUUGGACAGUGUCUUAUGUUUUGAAAUAUCAAGUAAAGGGUGGUACCAAUGUAAACCUCUUCGUUUUCCCCGGGCUUUUUGUUCUGCAGUAGUUGCAAAGAAAGAGCUCUGGUUAUGUAAUGGUGCUGCAGCUUCUAGUGAUGAAAAGAACUAUCUUGUUAGUACAUCUGCCAUUGAUAUUUUUGAUGUCAACAGCCAAGAUUGGGAACUAAAGAUGUGUAUGUCAUUUCCUCGUCAUUCAGCUGCAACAGUUAUAGUUGAAUCUUGUUUGUACAUCAUUGGUGGCAUGAAUAGUCAUGAACUGGAUGCUCUUACACGGAAUGAGCUGUAUAUGCUGGAUGAAGGCAUUUCAUACACCAUUCGACAGCUUCCUGUUCCACUCACUGGGAUUUCUGCAUUAUCACUUCCUUCAAAGACCUCAAAAUUCCGGACUGAGAGUCUAAGUUGUAUGAUUCGCUACAAACAGGAGAAUUGAAACAUACCAAUUUCAUUUCUGCUAACAUUGUAUUUAUGGAGAUAGGUUCAUUCAAAAUUUUAUUUUUAUGUUAACUUGGUUUGUGUAUGUAUGUAUGAAUAUCUAUUAUUGAAUAUUCUAUUGUCAACAGUAUAUACACUGUGGAUCAUAGUUACUUAAUAGUUACUUGUAAUUUGUCCUAUCAUA
Molecule: messenger RNA, 4305 nt
Organism: Limulus polyphemus (Atlantic horseshoe crab)
Lineage: Eukaryota; Metazoa; Arthropoda; Merostomata; Xiphosura; Limulidae
Product: alpha-scruin-like
Exons: 18
Coding region: 73-4119 (1348 amino acids)
Molecular function (GO): protein binding
Source: RefSeq, a predicted model, not a curated record